GGAGUCCUCCUGCACGACCCCCAAUGCCCAGGGCCCAGGGCUUGGGGGCGGACUCCGCGCAGCGACGUCACGGCGCACCGUGCGUCGGGUCAAAGUUCAGCCCCGCCCCUCUUUCCCUCGCUGUCUUCCUCGGCCUGCGCUGCCGCCGACGCCGCUGUGGGCCUGGCUGCGCUCCGUCUGCUCCGUCGCUUACUUCCCUAAGCGCUGCCCGGCCGGCCGCCAUGGCAAACGUGGCCGACACCAAGCUGUACGACAUCCUGGGCGUCCCGCCCGGUGCCAGCGAGAACGAGCUAAAGAAGGCAUACAGAAAGUUAGCCAAGGAAUACCAUCCUGAUAAGAAUCCAAAUGCUGGUGACAAAUUCAAAGAAAUCAGUUUUGCAUAUGAAGUACUGUCAAAUCCUGAGAAGCGUGAAUUAUAUGACAGAUAUGGAGAACAAGGUCUUCGGGAAGGUAGCGGUGGAGGUGGUGGCAUGGAUGAUAUUUUCUCUCACAUUUUUGGUGGGGGAUUGUUCGGCUUCAUGGGCAAUCAGAGUAGAAGUCGAAAUGGCAGAAGAAGAGGAGAAGACAUGAUGCAUCCACUUAAAGUGUCUUUAGAAGAUCUGUAUAAUGGCAAGACAACCAAACUACAACUUAGCAAGAAUGUACUCUGUAGUGCAUGCAGUGGCCAAGGCGGAAAGUCUGGAGCUGUUCAGAAGUGUAGUGCUUGUCGAGGUCGAGGUGUACGCAUCAUGAUCAGACAGCUGGCUCCAGGAAUGGUACAACAGAUGCAGUCUGUGUGUUCUGAUUGUAAUGGAGAAGGAGAGGUAAUUAAUGAAAAGGACCGCUGUAAAAAAUGUGAAGGGAAGAAGGUGAUUAAAGAAGUCAAGAUUCUUGAAGUCCACGUAGACAAAGGCAUGAAACAUGGACAGAGAAUUACAUUCACUGGGGAAGCAGAUCAGGCCCCAGGAGUGGAACCAGGAGACAUUGUACUUUUGCUACAAGAGAAGGAACAUGAGGUGUUCCAGAGAGAUGGGAAUGAUUUGCACAUGACAUAUAAAAUAGGACUUGUUGAAGCUCUGUGUGGAUUUCAGUUCACAUUUAAGCACCUUGAUGGACGUCAGAUUGUGGUAAAAUACCCCCCUGGAAAAGUAAUUGAACCAGGUUGUGUCCGUGUAGUUCGAGGAGAAGGAAUGCCACAGUAUCGUAAUCCCUUUGAAAAAGGUGAUCUUUACAUAAAGUUUGAUGUGCAGUUUCCUGAAAACAACUGGAUCAACCCAGACAAGCUUUCUGAACUAGAAGAUCUUCUACCAUCUAGACCAGAAGUUCCAAACAUAAUUGGAGACACAGAGGAAGUAGAGCUUCAAGAAUUUGAUAGCACUCGGGGCUCGGGAGGUGGUCAGAGGCGUGAAGCCUAUAAUGAUAGCUCUGAUGAAGAAAGCAGCAGCCAUCAUGGACCAGGAGUGCAAUGUGCCCAUCAGUAAACUCUGCAAACAAAUUGCACAGGUGGAUUUUCUUUCCACAUUUGCCCGGUUUGCUUUCAGCGAUCCAGCUGGAGUGUCUGGUCAGUCCAGAUGAACUGAUGGACAUCUGUUGGUCUAUGUGUAACUUUUAAAAUUGGUAUAGUAUCUACAGAGUGUAUAAUUUAAACUAACCACAAAGCUUUACAUCUUCAUUUUGACUGUUCUGUAGCAGAAUAAAGCACUUGAAAGGAAAUAAGACUCCCUUUCACACAUGGGUUAUAAGUUUCAGUCCUGGUAUCCGUGCUUGAUUUUUUUAUCAGUUUUGUGUAGAUUUUAUGUUUCAUAUUUUAAAUCCAAAUCCCACAUUGUAAAGUUUGUGUACAAUUUGUCCUGAAGCUUUGUGUUUGGCUGCACCUGCGUAAGCUGCUACAAAUAGAAUAAAGAAUUUCAUAGCCUGUAUCUAUCAUUUAGAUGCAUGGAAAAAUGGGCUUUGCACACAAUGGGUUUGGAGCUGACUGGGAACAAUGGAAAAAAAUAACAUUAGCUGUGGUUGUAAAGUCCCCUCCACUUUUUUUUUUUUUUUUACCAUCUUGUGAAAGGUUUCUGAAACUCGAUAAUAAAAAGCAGUUGGUAUAAAUUAUUCUUUGUGUCACAUUUUUAGAAGGAAGAACAUACUUUGAACUGUAAAAUGUAUCCUUAAACUGGAGAAUGUAUCCUUCAUUCUGGUUCUUAAGCAGCCCUUAAAAACCCAUUGGCCUGAAGCUUAUGCCUCAGGUAUGUGCCCAUUUUAUAGUAUUAAAAGGCAAAAAGAAAGUUUGGUAUGUUGGUAGAAACAGGCUUUAUUGGCUUCAAUUGAUGCUUUGUACAGUCAAGGACAUCUGAGUUAUGUAACUCAUAAGUUACGAUCCUGAGCAUCCGGGCCAGGUUAACCUAGCCUCUGUAUCUCCCCACCACCACCCCUUUUAAAAAUAAGGUAACAGCAAAUCAAUAUUAGAACCAUGUCUGCAUAGAACCUGUUAAAAUGCUGUUUUCAUUAAAUGUUAAGUUAAAGAUUCUCUGUCUCCAUUAAGUUGAAUAUUUGAGAUUGGGGGAAGCAUUGAUUACUAAUGUUUUAUAGAAAAGUAAGACUCUUAGGCUGGUAUGAGAAAAAUCAGGUAAAACUGCUAUGAAGAGGAUGUUGUGUUGCUCUUUCCAUCUUCUAUUACCUUCUUUUCAUUCCCAGAGUAGAUAUUUUUAGAACACACUUUAAUUUUAGGGAGAAGAAACAUUAGUUGUACAUUUUACAUUUGUAAAAGAACAAAGAGGGAAAAGUGAAAACUAAAAUUUAAAAAUGUAUUAUGCCAUCCCUGAGCCUCAACACAGUACUUGUAGUUUAUUUCUAGGUCUACCAUAACCUGAAUGGGGGGCAUGUGGUGGGGGUGGGAAGGGUCCUGGCAUUAAUCAAGGCCUGUGAGGUUUAAAUUAUUGCCCUAUCCUCUCUACCUCCAUUGUACAAAAAAUAUUUUACAACCAGCCUGGGCAAGAUUCAACAGCAUAGUAGUUUUGUAUCCAAGGUUACUUCCCCACAACCACUUUAAGGGUAAGAAAUGCAGUGGCAAUAUAAAGUUUGUAGCCUUUCCAAUAAAGGUUUAUAAAACAUUA
Molecule: messenger RNA, 3080 nt
Organism: Mustela lutreola (European mink)
Lineage: Eukaryota; Metazoa; Chordata; Mammalia; Carnivora; Mustelidae
Gene: DNAJA2
Product: DnaJ heat shock protein family (Hsp40) member A2
Exons: 9
Coding region: 24-1460 (478 amino acids)
Biological process (GO): protein refolding; response to heat
Cellular component (GO): cytoplasm; cytosol
Molecular function (GO): ATP binding; Hsp70 protein binding
Source: RefSeq, a predicted model, not a curated record